AUGAGGCGUUUCCUGAGCAGAAAGGGCCGCUUCUCCCUGCGCCAGAGCAAGUCUGGGACCCGGAGUGCUUCCAAAGAUUUCUUCCUUGGCCUUCCACCCACCAAUCAGAACUGGCCUGAGGCAUUUGGCUUCCGACUGGGUGGCACAGGACCCAGUUACAUCCUGUCCGUGGUGGAGGGUAGUAGUGCUUACCUGGCUGGCCUGCAGCCAGGCGACCAGGUGGUGGACAUUGAGGGCCAGGAUGUAACCAACCUCAGCACACCGGCACUGAUCGCCCUGGCGCAGACCCUGAAGACGGUGCCGCCCAGCAUCGGAGUGGUGUCACGGAUCGAACAGAUUGACAUCACUCCCGGCCCAGAUGGACGUUUUGGCUUCACCAUCGUCGGAGACAGUCCUCUGAUGGUGGAGGACUGCAUGCCCAACGGUCCGGCUGGUCGCAAUGGUCUCAAAGCCGGGGACUACGUCAUGGAGGUCAACGGCAUCCCGGUGAAGCAUCACGAAACAGCAGCGGCCAUGAUCAAAGCAGCUCAGGGUCGACCUCUGCGUCUGGGCGUGCUCAGCAUGGCCCGGCGGCCCAAGCGACUGAGCAGCAGCAUGAGGGUGUUGUCACAGAGCGGGGACAGCGUCAGGGAGAGUCGCGCCCACAAGGCCAUGGAGUUCAACAAAAAAGUGGAGGAGGUUCUCGGAGAGGAGCCAGAUGUGAAGGAACAGCUGUUUGAGGUGCUCAAGCAGUACGCCGCUGAGAGGGAUGUGGAGAGUCUGGCUGAGGCCCUCCCCGACAUCUUGAUCACAGAGGAGCAUCAGCAGCUGAUUGACAGCGUCAGGAUCUUCAUUCCCAAGAAGCACCGGGAGCGUUUUGACGAGGUCGUUUCCCAAAGCCUGAUGAGCCGGCUCAAAGGGCGGAGCUUCAGUGACCCUAGCCGCAACCACCUUCGCCGCAGCCGGAGCGAGGAUCACCCCGAACGCCUUCUGGUCUCCACCCGCGCCAGUUCAGUGCCACGCACCCACGCAGAGGAAGGCGUGGUCCCCCCCGCCCGCGGCAUGCGCAAGACCACGUCACUCAUAGCUGGGCACUCCAGUGGCACCACCACGAACUGCAGGACAGUGCGAGUGUGUAAAGGUAACACAAGUUUUGGCUUCACUCUUAGAGGCCAUGCUCCAGUAUGGAUUGACUCUGUCAUCCCUGGAAGCCCAGCAGACAAGGCAGGUCUGAAACCAGGAGACCGCAUCCUCUUUCUCAAUGGACUGGACAUGAGAACGUCCUCACAUGAGAAGGUGGUGUCCAUGCUCCAGGGCAGUGGUGCCAUGCCCACUCUGGUAGUGGAGGAUGGUCCGCCUACUUUCGCGCUGGCGGAGCAAGACCUUGCAGGAGGUGGCAUUCCCACAGAGCGCGCCCGCUCCCCGGUGCUCAGCUCCCUUCAGUGGGUGGCAGAGAUUCUUCCCCCCAGUAUUCGGGUUCAGGGCCGCACCUUCGGACAGCAGCUGGAGCACCUGCUGACCAUUCAGGAGAGGUACACUAUCUGCAAAGCCCUGGAGAACUUCUUCCAGCACAGGAAUGUUGACACUCUGAUCGUGGAUGUGUUCCCGGUGCUGGAUACUCCAGCCAAACAGGUGAUCUGGCAGUUUGUUUACCAGCUGCUGACGUAUGAGGAGCAGGAGCACUGCCAGAGCAAGAUCUCACGCUUCCUUGGAUACAAAGCGCCAGGUGCUCCUGAGCCCGAGGUUGUCCCUGAGCCCCACCGGCGUAGCAGCUCCAUGAGGGUGACAGGGACCACGUACAGGAGCAGUGUGAGGGGACGUAGCUCUGAUGACCUGGUCAUCGGCACACACUUGGGCAUGGGCCUUCGUGCAGACACAGUGCUGGAGGCAGGGAUGAGGCUGGCUCCAGGAGAGAGGCAGUCAGGAGACGGUACUUCCCUUCCAGAGACUCCCAACAACCUCACCAAUCUUUCAGCAGUGUACGCUGAACUGGAGAACAUGUAUUCAUCCAAGAGGUCCAAGUCUCUGAAGAGUCGUCCUCCUCCCGCCCCCGAGAGUUUGCUAGAUCUGGAUCCUCCUUCGCGCACGGCCUCUCCAACAAUACAUGCUAACACAGGUAGCCGUAAAGGCCCGCCACCCCCUACAUCCUGGCCUGAGCCUCUCCCCAGUCCCCCUACACCCCAGUUCUAUCAGUCAGGGCUGACAAGCCAGACCAGUGCAGAGUCCAACCCCUACAUCAGCCUGGACAGUCCCCCUCCAUCACCUCCAGAGCCCCCGGACUACCCAUCUAGCCCCCCUCCUCUCCGCAGCAACAAGCGGCGUUACACCUUCUCCAAACCACCGCGCUCAGAAGACACAGAUCGCUUUCUGGAUGCGCUGAGCGAGCAGCUGGGACAGAGGGUGGCUAUCAUUGAUGACUUCCUGACUCCGGAGAACGACUAUGAGGAGGAUGUUGUGCAGAUGGGCUUCCCAGAUGAGGAGGAUGACGAUAACGAAGAGGAGUUGGGUGUGGACGAAGAUGAAAAUGGAGGAUUUGUGGGCCCAGAGCUCAGCAGCCCGAGUGAUGUUCAGAGCAGCAGUGGAGAAGAGAACGCCUCCUCCCUUACCUACUCUUCCUCUUCCGACCACAUCCCUCCACCACCGAUGACCCCUCCACCGCCCCCGCCUGUUCAGUUCAACGACCCGCCUCCUCCUCCACCUCCUCCUCCAGCACCUGCGCAGACUCAGUCUCAGCACCAACAACAGCAGCAACAGCUCAACUACACCCCUGAACACUCUCCGAGAGCAUAUGUGCCCAUUCGCCGAAAAUCUGGCCCCCCUCCUCCACCUCCACCGCGCAGUAAUCCACCACCUAAACGGCACUCCUUACAUAAAGUGCUGCCCACAAGAGAGGACAUUCAGGUCCGUGCUACCAUACAAGAGCUAAAAGCCUACCAAGAGCAACAAGCUUACCAGGAGAGACAAGCCUAUGAGGAGCAACAGGCAUAUAAGGAGAGGCAGGCGUAUGAGGAGCAGAAAGCCUAUGAAGAACAACUGAUCCAAGAGCAGCAGGCUUACCAGGAGCAACAGGCCUAUCAGGAGAAAAUGUUCAAGGAGAGACAGGCUUAUGAAGAGCAGAAGGCGUAUGAGGAGCAAAAAGCUUUUGAAGAACAACAAUUGUACCAGGAGCAACAAGCCUACCAAGAGAGACAGGCAUACGAGCAGCGCCAAGCCUACCAAGAACAAAAAGCAUACGAACAGCGCCAAGCCUACAAGGAGCAAAAAGCUUUUGAGGAGCUUCAAGCCUACCAGGAGCAAAAAGCUUAUGAAGAGCGUAAAGCUUAUGAAGAGCAAAAAGCUUACGAAGAGCGGCAGGCCUACGAGGAGCAACAAGCAUAUCAGGAGCAACAGAUCUACCAGAGCCACCACUCAAUGCCUAACCAGCCAACGCAGCAGAAAGCUCACUCGCCACUGCCUCUUCAACAGCUCCACCAGUCCUUACCCCCACUCCCUUCUCCAGACUCCGUCCAUCACCAUGCUAACCAUCCUCUUUAUAUGAUGCGCCAAGCACAGCAGCAGCAGGCCCACCAGAGUCAUCACCACCGCCGUCAGUCCCGUUCGGCCCCACCUCCACACCAGCCGUCGCCCCAACCAACAGCCCACCCGAGCCAACAAGGUCAAUACGCUGAGGGCAUCUACCAAAGCCAUCAAGGCCUGAGGACGCAGGCCCACCACUCCUCUGCUGAGAUGCUCCACCAGGUGCACCAAGCCCCACCCCAUCAUUCCUCUGCUGAGAUGCUCCAUCAGCUGCAACAAUCCCAGGCCCACCACUCGUCUGCUGAGAUGCUCCAGCAGAUGCAACAAGCCCAUGCGCACUACUCAUCAUCAGAGAUGCUCCACCAAAUCCACAAACCCAAGGCCCACCAUUCCUCAACAGAGGUUCUGCACCAAGGUCACCAGAUGCAGCAAAUGCAGCCUCACCACUCCUCGACCGAACUUCUCCAUCAAGUGCACCAGCUGCAUCGGGGACAACCACACCAUUCAUCCACUGAGCUGCUCCAUCAGAUGCACAAAGCCCAGGCCCACCACUCCUCGACGGAGCUACUCCAUCAAGCCCACCAGGUGCACCAAACUAAGCCCCAUCACUCCUCCACUGAGCUGCUCCAUCAAGCCCAGCAAGACCCACCAUCCCUCCCAGUUCAGCUAACCCGGGACAGCCACUCCCAUCAGAGUCGGAGAAGUCUUAAAAGUCAUCAUCAGACCCAAGUUUCACCACAAGGGAGACACCAGGAACAGCAGAUCCACCAAACUCAUCACCCCCAGCCCACCAAACCAUCUCCCCAAAGACCCCACUCUAUCCAGCAGACCCACCACCACUCCAGCACACCUCAGAUCCACCACAUCCACCAUAUGACCCCACAACCCCCUCCGCAGGACUACCAACACCAGAUUCAUGUCAUCCACCCUCCCCAGCAGCCCCACAGGCCUCAGCCCCUUCUCUCCACCUUUCAGCCCCUUCAGCCGCACCAGCCCACCCUCUCCACUUUCCAGCCUCUGCCUCAACACCACCAAUCCCAGCACCAAGUCCAGCCCUCCACCCAAGCCACGCGCCCGCAGUCCCAGCCCUCACAUCACCUGCUGCAGACGCAACACCAGCCCCAAACCCAGUCCCACCAUAAGCAGCCUCAUGGUCAGAGCCAGCCCCAGUCCCUCCCCCACUCACUAUCAGACCCUUCAGAGCACCUAGAGCCCCCUCCGCCUCCACCACUGCCUCCACCCUGCUCCCCUCCACCCUUGCCCAGGCCUUCGCUCUCCAGGAUGGACUCCAACCACAUGAGUGUGAAGAGGUUGCGCUGGGAGCAGGUGGAAAACUCAGAGGGGACUAUCUGGGGACAGUUGGGAGCAAAUUCUGACUAUGAAAAACUGCAUGACAUGGUGAAGUAUCUGGAUCUGGAGCUGCACUUUGGGACACAGAAGCCCUCCAUGCCUGCUCCAGAGCCAUCUCUCCUGCCAGAAACCUUCAAGAAGAAAGAUGUGAUUGAAAUUCUGUCCCAUAAGAAGGCUUACAAUGCCUCCAUCCUGAUAGCUCACCUGAAGCUGUCUCCUGGCGAGCUGCGUCAGGUGCUGAUGAACAUGGUCAGUGAUAGGCUGGAGCCAUCCCACAUCAAACAGCUGCUGCUGUACGCCCCCGAUGCAGAGGAGGUCAAACAGUAUGAAGCGUACAGACAGGACCCCAGCAAACUCAGCGAGCCAGACCAGUUUGUGUUGCAGAUGUUAUCAGUACCAGAGUACAAGACCCGCCUGCAGAGCCUCCUCUUUAAGUGUUCCCUGCAGGAGAAGACGGAGGAGCUGAGGGGAGCAUAUGACUGUCUUUACAAGGCUUCGCUGGAGCUGAAGACAAGCAAGAAACUGGCUAAGAUACUGGAGUUCGUGUUGGCGAUGGGGAACUACUUGAAUAACAGCCAGCCUAAAACCAGCAAGACAACAGGCUUCAAGAUCAACUUUCUCACAGAGUUGAGCACAACUAAAACAGUGGACGGGAAGUCGACGUUUCUACACAUUCUGGUCAAGUCGUUAUGUCACCACUUCCCUGAUGUGUUGGAUUUUUCCAAAGACUUAACAAUGGUUCCUCUUGCAGCCAAAGUAAAUCAGAGGACUAUUACAUCGGAUAUGAACGACCUACUUACGACCAUCCAGGACAUUCGCUCAGCCUGUCAGAAGAUGCCUGCGACUGCUGAGGAUCGCUUUGCUGUUGUCAUGAGUAACUUCCUGGAAAACAGUCACCCCGCAGUCCAGUCUCUGGAGUCCCUGCAGCAGAGAGCUAUGGAGGAGUUCGGCAAAACUGCCUCUUACUUUGGAGAAGACAGCAAAUCCACCAACACUGAGGCCUUCUUUGGUAUCUUUGCUGAGUUCAUUGGCAAAUUUGAGAGAGCUCUCAGUGAUCAGCAAGCUGCAGAAAACCAGAAGAGCCCAAGAAGUCCACGAUUGGCCUCACCACUGGCCUGGUAACACACACACACACUCACACGCACACACACGGAGAUGACUACAUACUUCAUACAGUACAUACACAUGUCCACAUAUACUGUAUACCACAUGCAUAAACACAUACACGCGCACAAUUUUGAGCAAAAAAACAAGGUUUUAUGUACUUGUGUGUUUUUGGUAAAUCAAUGGAGGGAGAAGCUUUGAAAUGAGGCAAAAGUGUCUUUUACAUCAAAGAUGGACAAUUUAGCUUUAUACCAGUGGUAUAGUAUGUACUGUAUAUGCUAACAGAGAUUUGUCAAAGUCUAAAAGUGAAAUGGUCUAGGCUGCUAUAUAGAAAACAACCUUGUUUGACGGUCAAGGUAUGUGUACUAUUUGACAGACAGUUACUCAGUAACAUCCUGUAGGUGAAGUUUUUUUUCUCUAAGCCUGAGUGUAAGUGUGCUAUUACAGUUCUGCAGUAAAAUCUUUGUUAUAUAUCCACAAAUAAGACAUAGAUUUACUAAAAUGAAUUUUAACCCAACAUAGAUAUUUAAUGAAAAUACAUUCAAAUACUCAUGGUGGUUUGGAAGAAACCACCAAAGCAGUUUCCUGUUAGUUUAUAUGUUGUGUAUUUUUGUAAGCUGCCCACCACACUGAAUGUAACAUAAGUUCUUUACUGACUAAGUGUAGCUUAUUUUCUCAAGUAAAUAUUCAUCAGUCCUGAUGACGGAUUGUUUCAUGUACUGCUUUGUAUCUGUGCCUCACUGUCAGCAGAUUUUCCAAAUUCCUACCAUGUCAGUUAUAGUUUGUUUUUUUCUAAAUGGUGUUGUUCUGACCUCUGAUGUUAUUAACAUGUAUAUAUGAGACGUCAGUGAGAAGUUGGCACUUAGUACUUGUUUUUAUAAAAGAUACUUUUAACUGUUCCAAGGAUCAUUUUUAAGCAGUCUGCGGUCAGAAACAAUAGGGAUGCACUGAAACUGUGAAAUCCUGCGUCAAUACCGAUGUUUAAAAUAACAACUUGGCCGAUAAUCGAUACUAUUUUUUGUUGUUGUUCAUUUUGUUUUUGAAAAAAAGGAAUAUUUUGAAAUCAUUCAGCCCUUCAUUACAGUAUCUUUGAAUGAGCACAAAUUCAACCAUUCAAAUUUACAAAGUGACCUAUAAAACCUUCUUUCACAUAAACAAAACAACCUCUUUUUGAUAACUGCUUCAAAAGCCUUUUUACAACAUAUGAUAUAUCAUAACCCCUCCCUAAUAUCUAUUUUAUAAACAUCAACAAAUUUCUCCUUCAGACAACUGUGUUUAUUGAAGUUUCUCCCAAAAACUGAAUGUUACAAGAUUAAAUGUGAACACAUCACUAGACUGUUAUAAUUUAUUAAUAAUAAUAAUAAUAAUAAUAAUGACUUUAUUAAGGACACAGAGAAAGGUCCAUAAUAUGAAAGCAGACAGUCAUCUAUGUACAAAAGUAAGCUAUAAAAAAAUACAAUGUAUAUUAAAUAAAAAAAAAAAAGACAAGAAAUAGAACACUACAUGAUGCAAGUUCAUAUAAUAAAGGCAUAAUUCAAUAAUUUACCUUUGCCAAUAGUCAUUUUUACCGAAUAGAGGCUGAAUGCAUCAUAAUGUAACUUAUGCUGCCUUUAAAUGGAACUCAUGAGCUCAUGGUUACGACAUGGGAAGUCGUGCACACAAUAUGUUUGGUGUUCAAGUCGCGAGGACGAUGCUGCCAGGCAGCAGCAACAUGGACACUACUGUCUGCGUCUAGACGCCACUGAGGCUAACAGUUUAGGGAGCUAGUAAGCAGGGAAUGCAGCCUAGAAGAUGCAAAGGCGUAAUUAUAAAGGGGAAAAGACAAGGCUGUUGGGAAUAUCAGACAGUAUAAAAAUAUGAACAAUACCUCUAUACGACUAACAUUACAAUUUAUUAAGUUACCAUCCACAGAAAUAAACUUCCAUGGUCUCUGUCAUUUCUGAAAACGUCAGCAAAUACGUCACAACUCAUGAACUCAGAGUUCUCUGAAAAUGUCCACUUAUGAGGUUGUGUAUACCACAACAGGGAGGCAGUCACAUGGACUCACGACCCCAUUUGAAGGCAGCAUCAACGCAAACUCCCUUAGCUGUUGGUUUAGCCUCCAGCUGCUAACAGCUAACGUUCACUAGCUCUCCUUCCGCCAAUUUUAACACUGAUUCUUUGUUCACUUUGUAGAAAAAAUAGGCUGCGUCCCCGAUGCGUCUUUAGUGAGUUCACUGUCCUUCUGUUCCGAAGGCAUCCUGGAGAAGAUCUCUGUUUGUCCCAAACACCUUUUCUAUUGUCCCUGGGAUGAUUGGAUGCCGUUAAUAAUCGAGCUCUGCUUUUUAGCCUGUGCAAAACUGAUGUGACACAACAGAAAAACAUCAUCCACUGCCUUCGAUGAAUGUCAUCAUGUUUACUGAUAGACCAACAGCAGUCGAGACGAAUAUGGUUUGAUACGAUGUUCAGCUAUAAAUCGGUGCAUCCCUAACAUACACUGAUCGCAGGCUGCAGAACGUGGAUAAUGUGGAGCUAACAGCGGGCAGUGUGCAAUAUGUGAAUGUUUAGCUGUGUUCCACUGUUGGAUAUCAUACUAAAUAUUAUUAUACUAUAUGAAACUAUAACAGAGACGUAUUGUGUUUGUACUGUACAGAAUGAGAGUGGAUGUAAAGAAAACCGAUACAGAUGCCACAUAUGAAGCACUUUGUUACGUUCAUGUAUUAUUUCUUUUAUUGACUGUGUCAGUUAUACGACUGAGAGGACAGCAGUGUCAUUAAGUUUAGUGUAGCAGAUGCAGCGUUUUAUAUACAAACUAAUAAUGCAGCUUCUUCUGAGAUGUGCCAGUGCUCUGUAAAACAUAAAGCUUAGUCCUCAAGUGAUAUUUUUAAACAGUAAGGCAAAUUAUUACAAUAAGAAUAACGUGCGCAGCUAGUAAAAACUUUGUUUUCUAAUGGUCUCAGUUGUUUUAUUUCCUGCUUAAAUUACAGAAUGUAAACCUCUAAAGCAUCGCUGUCCAUUUAAGGUCUAUAAAGUGUUAAGUCUGUAUUUUGUAUUGUAUCCUAACAAUGCUGACAACUAUAAAGAGUGGAAUGAAAUCUGCUUUCGCCUGGAUGUCUUGAGUUUUUAAGAUUUUUGAUGUGCCAACGAUGGAAAUUGGUUUGUCUUACAGAGAAAUAAUACUGCGUCCAUUCGUGUAUCAUUGACAGGAUGAGGGGGAUCAAGUACACUUGUUUGUACAUUUCCGUCAGCUCUUGUGAUGCAGAUUGUUAUGUCCUUAAAGCUGCUGCUGAAACACCUGCUAUUGCUACAUCCAUUUUACCUGUCCUGCUGCAGCAACAUCUCACAUUAACAUCUG
Epinephelus moara (kelp grouper) is the source of this 9283-nucleotide messenger RNA. It is a transcript of the gene grid2ipa, whose product is annotated as glutamate receptor, ionotropic, delta 2 (Grid2) interacting protein, a. Lineage: Eukaryota; Metazoa; Chordata; Actinopteri; Perciformes; Serranidae. Gene Ontology annotation, molecular function: protein binding. The record is from RefSeq and is a predicted model, not a curated record. The transcript is spliced from 23 exons. Gene Ontology annotation, biological process: regulation of DNA-templated transcription. The coding region runs from base 1 to 5967 and encodes 1988 amino acids.